AUGAAUAUCGCAACUUUAUUAUUGCUUUCCUUUAGUGUAGUGUCAUGCGUAGGCAUCGAAGAUGUAUCAGAUGACCCGCUAACAAUUUUUGACCCUAUGGAAACCGAAGGGGUCUUUUCACAAUACGAUGAGCCAAACGAUGCUGACCCAUUGCCAGAUCUCUCUCCAAUAGAUGAGGAUAUCGAUACCGACAUCGAAGAAGUAGAUGAGGAGGACACAUCACCUGAUGAGUUUUUCGAUUCUGAAAUCAAGGAUGCCAACAGACUAAGCUGUCCAUUUUCAGGAAAAAACUGCAGGUUCAAGAAGGCAAAGUGCAGAUGUAGUUCAAAUGACGGAGAUUUCAAAUUCACCAUGAAAAAGUUCGGUACGGUUGAUGACGGCAAAACUGAAGGAUCACAAUCCGGAUCUGAGAAACAGGACAAAGACGAAGGACAGUCUAUGUCUCAACAACAAGCAAAAAGUGAUGAACAGCCUAUGUCUCAACAACAAGAACCUGAGCCAUCUGCCAAGGAAAUAGUUCAAGAAGUGCCAGAAAUGAUCGAGGGGUUCCAGAUGUUAGAGCAGUUAAACGAUCCAACACAAGUAGUACUUGGUGAGUCCCCCGAAGGUGCAGAUUCACAAGUAUCAUCCGACGAUUCUGGACUCCAGAUGGUCCCUUCUGCCACUAAUAAAGAUGAAUUUGAAGACAAGACCAUCAGAGUUAGAACCGAAGAUAAGAAGGACAAGAACAAGAAGGUUCAUGAAUAUGAGUACUUGAGGGUUAAAAAAGUCGACAAAAAGAAUGGUGUUAAGGAAACUCAUCUUGAAUCUCCAGAAUCUGAAAAUCCGUCCGUUAGCUACCACAAGGGAGCAAUUCCAAAGAUGGACCAUUCAGUAAAAUCUAGACUUUCGCCUGUAUUUCCACCUAAAGCUGAUGAAGAAGCUCAAGGUCCCAUCGAGGCUAUUGAAUAUGCUGCACCAUUACCAAUUGAGUACGGAUCUGCUGAUGAUGCACCAGCUGUUUUAACCCCUGCUGAAAAGGUCAAGAGAAAAUUGGCUGAAAUUGAACAACGCAGACUAGCAUCCCAAUCCCAAUCCCAAUCUGCUGCAAUCCCAGCUUAUUAUAACAAGGAAAUGGCCUUAAAAACAUACGAACCAGUUGUUGUUAAAGGAUUAAAGGGUCCUGUUGGCCCAACUACCCCCAAAUUCGUUUCAUUGUCAUAUCCAGGAGGUGUUACUGAUUUAACCGCCAGCCAGUUUUCAGGUGGAGCACAAACCAGGAGUUUGAAGAAGAAGAAGAAUGCCAAAAAGUCCAAGAAGAAUGGCAAAAAGUCAAAAAAGAAUGCCAAAAAAUCAAAGAAGACCAAGGAAGAUAAAUUAGCAGAAAAGGAGAAGAAGAAGGAGUUGAAAAAGAAAAAGAAGUUAAUGAAGGAGUAUAAGGAAAAGACCGACAACACCAUUAUGGAGAAGAUGAAGGAGAGAGAUCGCAUUUUGGCUGAGAAACUUGAGAAGGAAAAGGAGGAGCUUGAGAAGAAGCAAGAGGCCGGAACUUUUAUCGCAAAAAGAGUAAAACAAUUACAGGCCGAGAAGGACAAACAGGAGAAGAAAAUUCGGUUGGCUGAGAAGCAAAUCCAGACCAAGAGAGACCGUGAGAGGAAGCUUGAAAAGGCCGAAAAGUUAAAGCAAAUUAAGAAAGAAAAGAAAUUGCUCAGAGAACAAGAGAAACAAUUGGAUCAGAUGAAAGGUGACUCAAUAGAUGAUGAAGUUGACCCAUCUACAGGGUCUCGCCUAUUGGAAAAAGUUUAA
Messenger RNA from Theileria parva strain Muguga, 1785 nucleotides. RefSeq lists its product as uncharacterized. The coding region runs from base 1 to 1785 and encodes 594 amino acids. Lineage: Eukaryota; Apicomplexa; Aconoidasida; Piroplasmida; Theileriidae. The transcript has a single exon. The record is from RefSeq and is a predicted model, not a curated record.